GCUCCCAAACAUUUAUUUAACGUAAUCGAGGUUAGAUCACCCCUUUAUAAACAGAUAGUCUACUGAAAGUCUGUCCCAGCAGCUGAACUCUUUUGAAGCAGAGGCAAUUAUAAUUUAAGAUUAUAAUAAUCAUUUUAGUAAUAUUGUAAAAUAAGAAUUACUAUUAACACCAUUUCAAACAAAUUAGCUUGAGAGGAAUUAUCACGAUUAGAAGAUCUGGUAUCACAGAUCAAAAUUCAUGUUUAAGAUUUAUUUUCCUUUUCAGAAAUGUUGUUUCAUCAAUGUAUGUUUAUCAUUGUAAAUGUGUGACAUAUUCUUUUAUUGCUGAACAUGGAUCUUGUUUCCAGAUUUGGAAAGUGGUAAGCUGCACGAUUAUGACAAAAAUCAUAAUUGUCGACGAAUUCUCUUUUUAUUCUAGUUGCGAUUAUUCAUUUAGAUGAUUAUAGAUUAGAUUAAUUCAUUGUAAAUAGUUAAUCUGUGUAACCCAGAUAGCACAUGUACAUCUUUGAGAGUCUGAUUUAUUAUUACUAUAUAAAAUUAUUAUUUUUUCAUUCCUGUUUUGUUUACAACAGCCAUUAUUUUUUGCAGUUUAAUACAUCUUUAUCUUUUGCAAUACUUUAUUUUUUCCUUUUGUAAUAGCUUAUGAUGCUUAAACACUUGGCAGUGUUGAUGUCUCUUAGUAUAUUUAAAGACACACAUACUUUAAUAAAUGACAAUUAGUUGGGGGGCCUGGGUAGCUCAGUGAGUAAAGACACUGACUAUCACCACUGGAGUCGCGAGUUCAAAUCCAGGGUGUGCUGAGUGACUCCAGUCAGGUCUCCUAAGCAACCAAAUUGGCCCGGUUGCUAGGGAGGGUAGAGUCACAUGGGGUAACCUCCUUGUGGUCAGUAUAAUGUGGUUCUCGUUCUCGGUGGGGCGCGUGGUGAGUUGUGCGUGGAUGCCGCGGAGAAUAGCAUGAAGCCUCCACUCCGCGUUAACGCGCUCAACAAGCCAUGUGAUAAGAUGCGCGGAUUGACGGUCUCAGACAUGGAGGCAACUGAGAUUCUUCUUCCGCCACCCGGAUUGAGUGAAUUCAGCCACAAGAGAAGAUCUGCAUCCAAACAACUGAAAUCUGCAAUGAAAGAGGAGAGUGAGGACAUGAGUGAUUCAGAAGCCAGCAGAAUAAAACAUGAAGAUACUAAAGAACAAAGAGACCUGAUGGAAGUGAAGGAGGAAAGUCAAGAGCUGAAAAUACUUCCACAGACUGAAAACUAUUUCACACAGAAAAAUACAGAGAGAGCAGAAGCCAAAAAGUCUUUCACCUGCUCUCGGUGUGGAAAGAGUUUCACACGAAAAGAAACCCUUAAGGUUCACAUGAGAGUUCACACUGGAGAGAAACCUUACAGAUGUGAUCAGUGUGGAAAGAGUUUCACACAUAAAGAAACCCUUACGAAACACAUGAGAAUCCACACUGGAGAGAAACCUUACAGAUGUGAUCAGUGUGGAAAGAGUUUCACACAUAAAGAAACCCUUAAGAAACACAUGAGAAUCCACACUGGAGAGAAACCUUACAGAUGUGAUCAGUGUGGAAAGAGAUUCAUACAGUCAAAAUGUCUCCACAAUCAUCUGCUCUCUCACACCGGAGAAAGACCAUUUUCCUGUGAUCAGUGUGGUAAAACUUUUAAAGUGAAAUCAACCUUGAAGGGCCACCUGAAAGUUCAUGCAAAGGAGAAGGAUCACUUCUGUUCUAUUUGUGGAAAGGGUUUUACACGGCUUGAGGGCUUUAAAGUGCACCAGAAAAUACACAUUGGUGUGAGGGAUCAUGUGUGUUUUCAGUGUGGUAAGACUUUUAUUAGAGUCAGCCAAUUGAAAGAUCACCUGAGAAUUCACUCUGGAGAAAAACCUUACAAGUGCUCACACUGUGACAAGAGAUUCACUGAUGCAUCAACUCUGAAAAAACAUGAGAGGAUCCACUCUGGAGAGAAGACAUACCACUGCCCUCCAUGUGGGAGGAGUUUCAACCAAAGUGGUAAUCUACGCAGUCAUAUGAAAAGGCGUCAUCCAAAUUCAAAAUGUGUUCUGGUGAAGAAGAAAAGUCAAACACACCUGGGAUAUCAUGAGGCCUACAAGAAAAGAUCUGCAUCCAAACAGAACAACUGAAAUCUGCAAAGUUGGAGUUUGUUAAAGAGGAGACUGAGAACACGAGUGAUUCAGAAGUCUGCAGAAUUAACAAAGAGGUUGCCGUCCAUUCUUGAUUCUUCAUUAAUGAUGCUGAGGAACAUGAAGGUCUUAAAGUUUCAAGCAGUUAACCAGAUUUGGUGGAUGUUAUAAGAGCUGUAAAAUAACAUGGCUAAACCAACAAGUAAUACAUGCACAUAUAAAAGACACCAACAUGAUCAUUUCUUUGGACAGCAGUUGUCUGCCAGAUUUUAGAUUAAAAUAAGAGGAUUAAAAUUUAGCACAUCAGUAAUCAUAUAAAACAACACAUUCUCACUCCCAAGAUGUCAAAUGCUGGCACUUGUCAAUGUAUAGAUACCAAAAGUGCCCUGUUGAAAUGCAUUGCUUUCAGUGAGAAGCCUUUCGUAUCAAUAGACUAAUGCAUAGGGCAUCAGUAUUUUAUCUUUGUGAAAUUACGUGUUGGGGUAAAAAUUGUAUUUCAUUAGAUUUUUUAGAAGAAUAUUUCAGCUCUGCAGUUCCAUACAAUGCAAGUCAAUGGUGACCAGAAUAGGUCCAAAUACCACAUAAAGUCAGCAUAAAAGUAAUUAUACAAUUCCAGUGGUUAAAUCCAUGUCUUCUGAAGUGAUCCAGUCGGGUCGAGAAUUGUACCUCACACACAUUCUCACACACACUCACUCACUCAUGUUGGUGCAGCUAUCCUUAUGAGGACCCUCCAUAGACAUAAUGAUUUUUAUACUGUACAAACUAUAGAUUCUAUCCCCUAACCCUCACAAAAAACUUUCUGCAUUUUUACAUUUUCAAUAAAACAUUGUUUAGUAUGUAAUUUCCCUUGUGAGGACCACCCAAAAGAUCCUCACAACCAGAAAUGUUCUCACAGAACAGGUUGAUUCUCAGCACUUGGUCCUCACAAAUAUAGCAAAACCUGUACACACACACACAUAAACACACACACUCACACACUCACACAAACACACACACACUCACACACACACACACUCACUCUCACACUCACACACACUCAUACACACACUCACACACACACACACACACACACACUCACACACACACACACUCACACACACACACACUCACACUCUUUUCACUCAUUCUGUCUUACAGGUCAAUCAGUGACUUGUUUUACAUUUCAUUUGUAAUUGGUUUAGAGUUUUGUUUGUUCAGUUUUCAGAGUUGCAUCAAGACUUUCUUUCUCAUGUCAAAUGCACUAAAGAGGACUUUGUUCUUAAGUUACUGUAAAUAAAAAAUAAAUGUACAUACAGUAUAAACAAAUGUAUACAUAAAUAAAACCUGUGGAGGAUGUUGUAAGGGACCGUCUGAACACAUCAACCAUGACAAUGUAUGGAAAUCUGAUCUUUUAAAGAUGUUUAGCAAAUGUUAAAUAGAUUGUGAUGUUUUCCAGAUGAAACGCUCUUAAACAGACAUCUCAGAGAUGUACGUGUGAUACAGUAUCUGGGAUUUGACAUCUUGGGAGUGAGAACAGAUUGCAUUAAAAUAGACACUGGAGUCUUGCUUUCUGCCAUUCACUUUUCUUUUAUUUCACAUUUGUCUCCACUGAAUUACACUUAUGGUGAUUUGGUAUGUUUAUUUUAGACCUGAUGGAAGUGAAGGACAGAUCCGCACUGGAGAGAAGCCAUACGAUGAGAGAAUACAAUGUUAAUGUGCUUAUAUUACCUGCAGUGAAGUCUGAAAAUGGUUUGCUGUUAAAAGACAAACUUGUUAUAAGAUCAUUAAGAGACAGAACAAGUGUUACGGUUUACAGAUGAAAAUAUGUCUAUGAAAGUCAGGUUUUUGUUCAUGCCAGAUUUUCUACUGUGUGAAUUGUUUGAAAAAUCUGUCAAGCUGGGACUUUUGAAUAUGGGAGCAUUAAUGUCAUUUAUGAGUCUCAUAACAAAGGUCAUUAAUGUUUUGUAUAGAGUGUGCUGCUGAUAUACAUGAAAUUACGAGAAGUAAAAAAGAUGCAGCAAAAUCUAGUAUUGAGUAACUUAUUGAAGGAGAAGAGAAGAAAUGCAUUUUAGAUUAAAUCAAAGUGUGUUAACAUUGUAUAUACACUGUUAAAAAAUAAACUAUUCUUU
This is a messenger RNA of Myxocyprinus asiaticus (Chinese sucker), 4247 nucleotides long. Its product is annotated as zinc finger protein 239-like. The coding region runs from base 955 to 2139 and encodes 394 amino acids. The transcript has 5 exons. Gene Ontology annotation, molecular function: DNA-binding transcription factor activity; RNA polymerase II cis-regulatory region sequence-specific DNA binding. NCBI's taxonomy places the organism in Eukaryota, Metazoa, Chordata, Actinopteri, Cypriniformes, Catostomidae. Gene Ontology annotation, biological process: regulation of cytokine production; negative regulation of transcription by RNA polymerase II; regulation of immune system process. The record is from RefSeq and is a predicted model, not a curated record.